This is a messenger RNA of Penicillium argentinense, 447 nucleotides long. RefSeq lists its product as uncharacterized. The transcript has a single exon. The coding region runs from base 1 to 447 and encodes 148 amino acids. The record is from RefSeq and is a predicted model, not a curated record. NCBI's taxonomy places the organism in Eukaryota, Fungi, Ascomycota, Eurotiomycetes, Eurotiales, Aspergillaceae.
AUGACACCGAGGCAAAUUAUGAACAACUCCGACGGCGAGCUGUGGGCCGGCUGUCCUGCAGAACUCCUUUAUAUAAUCUCCCUGCUAAACAAAGCCCUCAAAUCCGAUGCAUCACCCCUCGACAUUGAAAAGAAUAUUGUACCGGCUCUGAAAAGCUUCUCGCCAAUUAAAUGGGCCGUCUCCAGCGAGAACCCAUGCCUCAUGAAAUCAAGAUACCAUCUUGCAAGCGUCUACAAAGAAGCAGUUUCAAUCUACUUGUCUCAAAUCAUGCAUGGAACUAUCGAGGACAGUCUGAGCGAGACUCUCAUCGGAGGACCGGUCACCUCGGCGCUCCUACAUAUUCAAUCUAUCGACCAGGACGACGAACAUUUCAAGUGCUUGAUCUGGCCUGCCUUCGUAAUUGGCGCGGAAGCACGAAAUGAAUCUCAAAGGGCUACCAUCGUCUAG